Molecule: messenger RNA, 1117 nt
Organism: Tribolium castaneum (red flour beetle)
Lineage: Eukaryota; Metazoa; Arthropoda; Insecta; Coleoptera; Tenebrionidae
Gene: MRG15
Product: MORF-related gene 15
Exons: 3
Coding region: 112-1080 (322 amino acids)
Biological process (GO): chromatin organization; regulation of DNA-templated transcription
Cellular component (GO): NuA4 histone acetyltransferase complex; nucleus
Source: RefSeq, a predicted model, not a curated record
ACAAUAAAUAACAAAUAAAGGCACCGGGACGCGUUAUAACCGGCACAAAUGUGCCGGUAGCCACAACCAACUGUCAAUUGUCAAAACAAAAAAAAUUGUUUGAAGCCGAAAAUGCCCCCCAAGUUUAAAUUUUCCGAAGGCGAGAAGGUUUUGUGCUUCCACGGCCCGUUGAUUUACGAAGCCAAAUGUCUGAAGUCGACCAUAACCAAGGACAAGCAAGUGAAGUACUUUAUCCAUUACGCUGGUUGGAACAAAAAUUGGGACGAAUGGGUGCCCGAAAGCCGUGUCCUCAAAUACAACGAGGCCAACGUUGCGAGACAAAAGGAGGUGCAAAAAGCCCACUCGACUCAACCCAGCAAGACGAAAAAGGCCAAGAAGAGUAAAACCGACGCCACGAAAGACAUUGACUCGAGAUCUAGUACCCCAAAUAAUGAACUGAUCAAAGGGGGGAAGAGCAAAAUAAGCACACCGUCGAGUGGGCAAGACUCGGGUUCAGACGUGCCCCGGAAGAAAAGGGGGCGGUUGGACCCCUCGGUCGAGUCCGAGGAGCAAUUUUUGAAUAAGGUUGAAAUCAAGGUUAAAAUCCCUGACGAGUUGAAACCUUGGUUGGUGGACGACUGGGACGUAAUUACCAGACAACGAAAACUCGCAAAUUUGCCGGCAAAAGUCACAGUCGAGCAAAUUCUGGACAACUAUCUCGCUUACAAGAAGUCAAUCAAGUCGAAUAAUUCCAGCAAAGAGUCGGCUACGAUUGAAAUCGUCAAAGGCAUCAAGGAGUAUUUUAACGUGAUGUUGGGGACGCAACUUUUGUACAAGUUCGAGCGGCCCCAGUACGCCGAUAUCUUGCAAACCUACCCCGAUAAGCCCAUGUCUGAGGUGUACGGUGCCACUCACUUGCUCCGUCUGUUCGUCAAGCUGGGGGCCAUGUUGGCGUACACGCCCCUCGACGAACGCAGCAUCCAACUCCUGCUCCAGAACAUCCAAGAUUUCUUGAAAUAUCUGGUCAAAAACAGCGCCCAAUUGUUCAGCCUGCAAGACUACGGGAACGCCACACCUGAAUACCACCGCAAGGCGCUUUAAUUGUGAUUAUUUUAUUAAAAAUAAUAGAAAAGCAUUA